Messenger RNA from Suillus fuscotomentosus, 2001 nucleotides. Its product is annotated as Poly(A) polymerase. Lineage: Eukaryota; Fungi; Basidiomycota; Agaricomycetes; Boletales; Suillaceae. The record is from RefSeq and is a predicted model, not a curated record. Gene Ontology annotation, molecular function: RNA binding; poly(A) RNA polymerase activity. The coding region runs from base 1 to 2001 and encodes 666 amino acids. The transcript is spliced from 12 exons. Gene Ontology annotation, cellular component: nucleus.
AUGACCACAGAGAAAGGGUUUCUUGGGGUCACACCACCAAUCUCGACGGCCGAAUCGACCGAGAGGGAAAAGGAGGUCACAGCGACCUUGAUGGAGGAGCUGAGAAGACAGAAUACUUUCGAGAGUGUGGAGGAGGCCCGGCUCAGUGCAUCCUCUGGAGAGGCAGGCGAUGCUGAGGUCGCUUUCGAUUUUCGCAGGGAAACCGUGCUCGGACGUGUAGCUGCCGUCGUCAAAAAAUUUGUGUAUGAGGUGUCCCUAUCUCGCGGACUUUCGGAGGCAGCAGCGAACGCUGCUGGGGGGAAAAUAUUUACCUUUGGUUCAUACCGUCUCGGCGUUCAUGGACCUGGGUCCGAUAUUGAUACUCUUUGCGUUGUCCCUAAACAUGUAUCUCGCGAAGACUUUUUUGAAAAGUUCGAGCCGAUGCUUAAAGAACUAGAGGGUGCUACGGAGGUAUCGGGUGUGCCGGAAGCGUACGUUCCGAUUAUCAAGGCCAAAAUCUCGGGGAUACCAUUAGAUCUCCUGAUGGCUCGUCUGGCGCUAUCAUCUAUACCAGAUGAUCUGUCAUUGAAGGACGAUAACCUUUUGCGAAAUCUAGACGAGCGAUGUGUGCGAAGUCUUGGAGGUUCACGGGUGAAUGAUGAAGCUCUGCGUCUGGUACCUAAUGUUGAGGUCUAUCGAGACUCGCUUCGAUGCAUCAAGCUCUGGGCCCAACGGAGGGCCAUCUACUCGAAUGUAAACGGGUUUUUGGGCGGUGUCGCAUGGGCAAUCCUUGUCGCCCGAAUAUGUCAGUUAUAUCCCAAUGCUACUGCGGGGGCGAUCGUUAGCCGAUUUUUCAUUAUCAUGUACCAAUGGUCGUGGCCCCAACCGGUGCUGCUGAAACAAAUAGAAGAAGGACCAUUACAAGUUCGCGUUUGGAAUCCAAAACUUUAUCCUGCAGAUCGAUCACAUAGGAUGCCUAUCAUCACACCCGCAUAUCCUGCAAUGUGCUCAACUCACAAUGUAACAGCAUCCACACAGAUGAUCGUCACCGAAGAGUUCAAGAAAGGAGCAGACAUCGUGGACAAGGUCAUUGUCGGGACAGCAAGUUGGUCAGAACUUUUCCAGAAACACGACUUCUUCCACAAGUAUCGAUAUUACCUUCAAGUUAUCGCAUCAACUGGCACUGCAGAACUGCAGAUCAAAUGGGCAGGAACUGUCGAGUCUCGGAUACGGCAGCUGGUCAUGAAGCUUGAAUACGUCGAUUCACUGAUUCUCGCGCAUCCAUUCAUCAAAGGCUUUGAUCAAGUUUCACAUUGUAUUACCGAAGAGGAAGUGAGACAGGUUGCACAAGGACAGAUCUCAGAUCUCAUCGCCAAGCGAACAAAAGCUGACAUCGAAGGCCUCGACGGUGCGAGCACAGUCCAUUCGACGACCUUCUACAUUGGACUUCUGAUCGAACCAAAGCCUCGUGCGUCCUCGAUUCCCACAUGGUUUCCUUGCGGAAUGUCUGCGGCUCAUCAUAUUUUCUGUUUUCAAGUUGGCGCUGUGGGCCCGCGGAGGCUCGAUAUAUCAUAUCCGACCACCGAGUUUACCAAACUUGUCAAGAUGUGGGAGAAGUACGAUGAGGAUACGAUGGGAAUUGUAGUGCGGAACAUCAAAAGGUCGUGCAAUUUGAUGCGGCAAGUCAUCCCUUCCGAUCUCAUUCAUUUCACUAGUUCUGCUCUUCCCGACUACGUGUUUGACGAAGGCGAGCGACAACCUAAACAGGCCCUGAAACGCCCCAAAACAGGCAAAGGAUCGGGCAAGUCAAGCAAUACCUCGCCUGAUAUGCCCAACAAGAAGAGACGAUCGGAGACAACACAAGAUAACGAGAAUGGUAUUCCAGGCUUGUCAUUCUCCAGCGCAAUGCUACAUGGCGAAACCAAUGGCCUAUAUGCUCCUAUCAAUCGGGCCGUCAGCGAAAUCAAGUCCCCUCAGCUUCCUCUUGGUGAAAACGCUGUUGUCGCCACGGGAGCGAAAUAG